This is a messenger RNA of Felis catus (domestic cat), 3903 nucleotides long. Its product is annotated as MLV-related proviral Env polyprotein-like. Lineage: Eukaryota; Metazoa; Chordata; Mammalia; Carnivora; Felidae. Gene Ontology annotation, biological process: virion assembly. The transcript has 2 exons. The record is from RefSeq and is a predicted model, not a curated record. Bases 166 to 3417 code for a protein of 1083 amino acids.
GAAUACAGGGUGUUGAUCGGAGACGAGGGAGCCGGACCCUCAAAGUCUCCUUCUGAGGUUUCAUUUUCGGUUUGGUAUCGAAGCCGCGCGGCACGUCUUGUCAUUCUUUGUCUUGUCACGUCUUUCCUUGUCCCCUGUCUAACCUUUUUAAUUGCAGAAGCCGUCAUGGGCCAAACUGUAACUACCCCCUUGAGCCUCACCCUCGACCACUGGUCCGAGGUUCGGGCACGAGCCCAUAAUCAGGGUGUUGAAGUCCGGAAAAAGAAAUGGAUUACACUGUGUGAGGCCGAAUGGGUAAUGAUGAAUGUAGGUUGGCCCCGAGAAGGAACUUUCACCAUUGACAAUAUUUCACAGGUCGAGGAGAGAGUCUUCGCCCCGGGGCCAUAUGGACACCCAGAUCAAGUCCCUUAUAUUACCACGUGGAGAUCCCUGGCCACAGACCCCCCUCCAUGGGUUCGCCCGUUCCUGCCCCCUCCUAAGCAUCCCAGGACGGAUCCUCCCGCGCCACUUCCCCAGCCUCUUUCGCCGCAACCCUCAGCCCCCCCCAUCUCCUCCCUCUACCCCGUUCUCCCCAAACCAGACCCCCCCAAGGCGCCUGUAUUACCACCCGAUCCUCCUUCCCCUUUAAUUGAUCUCUUAACAGAAGAACCACCUCCCUAUCCUGGGGGUCACGGGCCAACACCGCCGUCAGGCCCCAGAACCCCAACUGCCUCCCCAAUUGCCAGCCGGCUGCGAGAACGACGAGAAAAUCCAGCUGAGGAAUCUCAAGCCCUCCCCUUAAGGGAAGGCCCUAACAACAGACCCCAGUACUGGCCAUUCUCGGCCUCUGACCUGUACAAUUGGAAAUUGCAUAACCCCCCUUUCUCCCAGGACCCAGUGGCCCUAACUAACCUAAUUGAGUCCAUUUUAGUGACGCAUCAGCCAACCUGGGACGAUUGCCAACAGCUCUUACAGACUCUCCUGAUGGCAGAGGAGAGACAAAGGGUCCUCCUUGAAGCCCGAAAGCAAGUUCCGGGCGAGGACGGACGGCCAACCCAGCUGCCCAAUGUCGUUGACGAGGCUUUCCCCUUGACCCGUCCCAACUGGGAUUUUGCUACGCCGGCAGGCACAUUUACGCGCCCUGCAGCUGGUCCAAGAAGAAAUCCAGAGACCUCUAGCGGCAGCCUACCGAGAAAAGCUCGAAACCCCGGUUGUGCCUCACCCCUUCAAACCAGGAGACUCCGUCUGGGUUCGGAGACAUCAAACCAAGAACCUCGAGCCACGGUGGAAGGGACCACAUAUCGUCCUCCUGACCACCCCCACGACCUUAAAAGUAGACGGAGUUGCUGCUUGGAUCCACGCCUCUCAUGUAAAGGCUGCAGGGCCAACCACCGAUCAGGACCCCUCAGACGACCCCAGCUCAGACGAUCUAUCAAGAUGGAAGGUCCAACGCACCCAAAACCCUCUAAAGAUAAGACUUUCUCGUGGGACCUAAUAAUUCUGGUGGGGGUCUUACUAAGACUAGACGCGGGAAUGGCCAAUCCUAGUCCGCACCAAGUGUAUAAUAUAACUUGGACAAUAACCAACCUUGUAACUGGAACAAAGGCUAAUGCCACCUCCAUGUUGGGAACCCUGACAGACACCUUCCCUACCAUAUAUUUUGACUUAUGUGAUAUAAUAGGAAAUACAUGGAACCCUUCAGAUCAGGAACCAUUCCCAGGGUACGGAUGUGAUCAGCCUAUGAGGAGGUGGCAGCAGAGAAACACAGCCUUUUAUGUCUGUCCAGGACAUGCCAACCGGAAGCAAUGUGGGGGGCCACAGGAUGGGUUCUGCGCCGUAUGGGGUUGCGAGACCACCGGGGAAACCUAUUGGAAACCCACCUCCUCCUGGGACUACAUCACAGUAAAAAAAGGGGUUACUCAGGGAAUAUAUCAAUGUAAUGGAGGUGGUUGGUGUGGGCCCUGUUACGAUAAAGCUGUUCACUCCUCGACAACGGGAGCUAGUGAAGGGGGCCGGUGCAACCCCUUGAUCUUGCAAUUUACCCAAAAGGGAAGACAAACGUCUUGGGAUGGACCUAAGUCAUGGGGGCUACGACUAUACCGUUCAGGAUAUGACCCUAUAGCCCUGUUCUCGGUAUCCCGGCAAGUAAUGACCAUUACGCCGCCUCAGGCCAUGGGACCAAAUCCAGUCCUGCCUGAUCAAAAACCCCCAUCCAGGCAAUCUCAAAUAGAGUCCCGAGUAAUACCUCACCAUCCCCAAGGCAACGGAGGCACCCCAGGUAUAACUCUUGUUAAUGCCUCCAUUGCCCCUCUAAGCACCCCUGUCACCCCCGCAAGUCCCAAACGUAUAGGGACAGGAAAUAGGUUAAUAAAUUUAGUGCAGGGGACAUAUCUAGCUUUAAAUGUCACUAACCCCAACAAAACUAAAGACUGUUGGCUCUGUCUAGUCUCCCGACCGCCCUACUAUGAAGGAAUUGCGGUAUUGGGCAAUUACAGCAACCAAACCAACCCCCCCCCAUCCUGCCUAUCCGACCCACAACAUAAACUAACUAUAUCAGAAGUGUCCGGGCAAGGUUUGUGCAUAGGGACUGUUCCUAAGACCCACCAAGCUUUGUGCAACAAGACACAAAAAGGACAUAAAGGGACUCACUAUCUAGCAGCCCCUAACGGUACCUACUGGGCAUGCAACACCGGGCUAACCCCAUGCAUCUCCAUGGCAGUGCUCAACUGGACCUCUGAUUUUUGUGUCCUGACCGAGUUAUGGCCCAGAGUAACUUACCAUGAGCCUGAGUAUAUCUAUUCCCACUUCGAAAAUAAGCCCCGGUUCAAGAGAGAUCCAAUCUCCUUGACAGUUGCCCUCAUGCAGGGAGGAAUCACUGUAGGAGGCAUGGCCGCCGGAAUAGGAACAGGGACUGCAGCCCUUCUCGAAACAGCCCAAUUUAGACAACUGCAAAUGGCCAUGCACACGGACAUUCAGGCCUUAGAGGAGUCAAUUAGUGCCUUAGAAAAAUCCUUGACUUCCCUUUCUGAAGUAGUCUUACAAAACAGGCGAGGACUAGAUAUUCUGUUCCUACAGGAGGGAGGGCUAUGUACAGCAUUAAAAGAAGAAUGUUGUUUUUAUGCAGAUCACACCGGAUUAGUCCGAGAUAAUAUGGCUAAAUUAAGAGAAAGACUAAAACAGCGACAACAACUAUUUGACUCCCAGCAGGGAUGGUUUGAAGGGUGGUUCAACAAGUCCCCCUGGUUCACUACCUUAAUAUCCUCCAUCAUGGGCCCCUUAAUGAUCCUCCUCCUAAUUUUACUCUUCGGACCUUGCAUCCUUAACCAGUUGGUGCAGUUUGUCAAAGAUAGAAUAUCCGUCGUGCAGACUUUAGUGCUAACCCAGCAAUACCAACGCCUGGGGCAAUGCGACUCAGACCAACCGUAUCACCCCAGCUAAAUGUAUGAUUCCAUUUAGGCUCCUAAGAAAAGGGGGAAAUGAAAGACCCCUUCCCCUUGCUUUGACCCCCUGUCAUAAUAUGCUUAGCAAUAGUAACGCCAUUUGCAAGGCAGCACCAGGACGUUCAGGGGUCUUAUCUUAAGUCCACCGUUUAGCUGCCAAACAGGAUAUCUGUGGUCAGCCACCUGGCCCUAAGAUAGGGACGGAAAGUACUGACUCCACCCGAUAAACCCUAGAGAUGAGCCACGUCAGCCACCCAUGUUUGUUCCCCUCAUUCUGGAAAAUCACCCUCAGGAAAAAACCAGCCUCAUUCAAAUGGACCAAUAAGAACCCCGUAACCAUGCUUCUCGCUUCUGUAACCGCGCUUCUGCCACUCCAACCCUAUAAAAGUCUCCCCAGCCCAACAAGAGGCGCGCAAGUCUUUGCUGAGACUUGACCGCCCCGGGUACCCGUGUACCGAAUAAACCUCUUGCUGUUUGCAUCUGA